GGCAUGAGAUGGAAAGGGGGAGUCAGUUCUUCUGUCUUGAUUUUUCCUUCUUGUUGGGCAUCAUUCCCUGAGUACCAGAUUGAAGAACAGUGCUGUUGCCUGUAUAAGAAACAGCCCAGUUUUUAAAAUUCUUUCCUGCUCUUUUGCUAAGAAUAAUAUUGCAUUGACUUUGUGUAUUUUGGAACACAGUGUUGUCUUCCGCUGUUGAAAUAGUAAGGGAUUAUAUGGUGUGUUUAGAAACAGGCUUACUUUUGUUAGUUGGGUUUAUUGGGUGAUACCUUUUCUAGAGAUACCUGGCAUUGGUGAAAGACAAGAUUUUUUCCAAAUUAGUAGUCUGAGACUCUUUCAAGGUAAUUAGGUACUUUUGAGGUUGGUGUAAGUCAUUUAAGUGUGCCUUGAAAGAAGCUUGUUUGAGCCUGUUCUGAUUUUUGUUGUUUAGUUGUGGGAGGCUCAAGUAGGGUUUGCAUUGCCUGCCUGCCUUGAUACCUGAAGCAGUGGGGUGACACAUCAUGUGUCAAGUAGACCCCAGGUGGUUGAAGGAUGCCCCUGGAAGUGCUCACUAGACACGGCAGGCCUCGAACCUUUGUGAAAGGUGAAAGAGAAGCAGCUAAAAUCAGUAUUGAAAAUUCCUUCAAAGAGACUUGGUUCCAGCUUCCCAACGGCUGAGAGGACUCGUGACGGAAGUCAUACCUGGGUGGUUAGAGUGGCAGAGAGGGGCCUGGAUCCUGCAGUUCACAGUUUGGAAUUGGGAUCCACUGUGACCUGCUAGUAAUGGAAAAUCCUUAAAGAGAUCCUGGAUGCUGUUUUGAUUUCAAACCUUGGAAGUCUUUUGAAGAUGACUUAAGAGCUUGAAGAAGCCAAAAAGCCUGGACUUGCUAAGGAGAACCAAAGCUGCUCUGAAAGACUUGGAGUAGCGGGAGAAGACCAGGAAGUUGGAAGCCGCUUGGGUGAUUCUCCCGUCUCCUUUAAAAGAGGCACUGCAGGGUUGAGGGAAGGGGCUUGGGUUAAUGGAAACAUCUGAUCGGCUUUUAUUUUAUGUUUUAAAUUAAACGUUUGUACAAUCUUCCGGAAAACGCCCACUUGCCUCUGCUGAUCCUCGUUCUCCUCCCCUCCCCAAAUAAUUUGGAUUAAAGGGAACAUUUUGAAAAACAAAAUCAGAAACUGGAUUUACAAGCCUUUGGCACGCACUUGUUGGAGGUGGUGAUCGCGUACAGGGAAACGAGGGGCUUGCCUAGUUGAGUCCAGGAUGGAUCUGGAGGAGCCCCAGCAGUUGGGCAUGUUCGUCGAGAGCGAACUGAUGUCGGUGGGGAUGGACACUUUCAUCCACCGCAUUGACUCGACGGAAGUGAUCUAUCAGCCCCGCCGGAAACGGGCCAAGCUGAUAGGAAAAUACCUGAUGGGGGACUUGCUUGGUGAAGGGUCCUAUGGCAAGGUCAAGGAGAUGCUGGACUCUGAAACCCUUUGUAGGAGAGCGGUGAAAAUCCUGAAGAAGAAGAAGCUGCGUCGGAUCCCUAAUGGGGAAGCAAAUGUUAAAAAGGAAAUACAACUUCUACGGCGGUUGCGGCACAAAAAUGUCAUCCAGCUGGUUGAUGUGUUGUACAACGAAGAGAAGCAGAAGAUGUAUAUGGUGAUGGAGUAUUGUGUAUGCGGCAUGCAGGAGAUGUUGGACAGCGUCCCGGAGAAGAAGUUUCCGGUCUUUCAAGCACACGGGUACUUUUGUCAGCUUAUCGAUGGCUUGGAAUAUCUGCACAGCCAAGGCAUUGUCCACAAAGACAUCAAGCCGGGGAAUCUCCUGCUAACGACUGAUGGGACGCUGAAGAUAUCUGAUCUAGGUGUGGCAGAGGCAUUACAUCCGUUUGCAGAGGACGACGUGUGCCGGACAAGUCAGGGGUCACCAGCUUUCCAGCCUCCAGAAAUCGCCAAUGGCCUUGAUACCUUUUCUGGCUUCAAAGUGGACAUUUGGUCAGCGGGGGUCACGCUAUACAACAUAACUACCGGCCUUUAUCCCUUUGAGGGGGACAAUAUUUAUAAAUUAUUUGAAAACAUUGGGAAAGGGGAGUACACGAUUCCUGAGGAUUGUGGCCCUCCACUCUCAGAUCUACUUAGAGGAAUGCUUGAAUAUGAUCCAGCCAAGAGAUUUUCAAUACAACAGAUAAGACACCACAACUGGUUUCGAAAAAAGCACCCGCAGUCCGAGCCUCUGGUGCCCAUCCCUCCCAGCCCAGAGACCAAGGACAGGUGGAGGAGCAUGACGGUGGUCCCCUACCUGGAAGACCUGCACGGCUACAACGAGGAGGAGGAGGAGGAGGACUUGAAGGAGGACUAUCUGGAGGACGAGAUCAUCUACACUCAGGACUUCCCCGUGCCAGGACAGGUGCCCGAGGAAGAUGCCAGGCAAAAUGGGCAGAGCCGCAGCCGAGGACUACCCAAGCCGGUGUGCAUGAACGGAACCGAGCCUGGGCAGCUGAGCGGCAAAGUGAAAGGCGAGAGGCGGGCCAGCGCCUCCUCCAACCCCUCCCGCAAGGCCGCCUCCACCAGCAGCAAGAUCCGCAAACUUUCGACCUGCAAGCAGCAGUGACCCGGGGGUGCUCACUCACCACAGCUGGCCUCACACUUCCUGCUGUCCUCAGCCGCCGCCAUCCUCGGCUCCAUCUCUCUACCAGUAGGGGACGAUUUGUAGAAAAUGCUUGCAAUCAGAAGUUUCCAACCAACCAAGGGAAAUCGGAUGUUGGCUCUGUAUGCCUUCGCCAUCGUCAGCGAGUCGAGAAUCCGGGCCUCUUCCUCUCGGGUGGAAGCGUUUCCCCUCCCUGUGACAAUAUUUGGCCAAUAGAUAAUACCUGGACUUGUUCUGUGGGACUGGAGCAGGCAAGGGGGAGGGCGAGGGUGAAGUGGGGGGAGGGCGAGGGGGCCCUAUAUCCCUGCCACGCCCCCUCUUCCCCCUCCGUGUGUUCGACGUUUUUUCGCAAGCCAUUGCCAAGCACUUUACGUAGUAGACUACUGUUAUAUAUUAUAUAUUAUAUAUUUUUUUUCUUUCUCUCCCCUCUCCCUCUUUGGUUGUUGUUUAUAUUUGCGGUAUAUUUAGAGAUUUCCUUACACAUUUGUGAUGUGUUCGAAAUGGAAAAAAAAGAAAUCGAUAAGAGGGGGGGUUUUGAGGAAUAAAACAGGUAUUAAAAAACAAAAUGAACCCACAGCGCUCUGUCAAAACAAAAUCUGCAUGCUGUUCUAAGGGCUGGAGAAAAGGGAGAGGAGUGCUUUUUUUAAAAAAGGAAAAUAAACUUAAAAUGGACUUGG
Heteronotia binoei (common prickly gecko) is the source of this 3291-nucleotide messenger RNA. It is a transcript of the gene STK11, whose product is annotated as serine/threonine kinase 11. The coding region runs from base 1247 to 2578 and encodes 443 amino acids. The record is from RefSeq and is a predicted model, not a curated record. Gene Ontology annotation, cellular component: nucleus; cytoplasm. NCBI's taxonomy places the organism in Eukaryota, Metazoa, Chordata, Lepidosauria, Squamata, Gekkonidae. The transcript is spliced from 10 exons. Gene Ontology annotation, molecular function: protein kinase activator activity; ATP binding; protein serine/threonine kinase activity. Gene Ontology annotation, biological process: regulation of cell growth; DNA damage response; intracellular signal transduction.